CGGCCGAUUUUAAAAUUGAACGGCUCGGGGUGGGUGUUGACGGUGAAAGAAUCCGCGGCGCUCUGGCGGAGGCGAUCGUCGCCUCGUGAGAAGUGGCGCCAAAGUUGAAUGGCGACAGUCGUAGUAAGUCGCCUCACGUCAGUCGUCCCACGUUAGUCGUCAGUCGCCUGCUGCCUCCGGGGAGCCCCCUCCUGUUUCGUCUCGUCCGGUGACUUCAAGAGGCUGCAGCCAUGGAUUUGGUUAUGACAUUCCCCAUUUGCAAGGCCGAAGACAUAGUGACCAUGAUGAGAACCCACAUUCUCUCUGAGGCUGAGGGAAAGAGCAUCUCAGAAAGUGACAUACUCCAACCAAAGGCUGAAGUGAUGCAGCACUUGUACAUGAGACUGCUGCAGUCAUUGUGUCCCCUAAGGAAUGAGAACUUUUUCCUGAACGCUUUCACGGAAAAUGUCUACGAAUAUAUGGAAGGGACCAUUUUUCAGGUCAACUUAUUUGUCUACAUGGAGAAAUUCAUGCCCCUUUGCAAGGUUUAUGACUUUAAGAAGAAAGAUCUUAAUUAUCCAACUCCAAGGCGGACUCUGCGAUUCUGGAGUGCUGUGAACAAUUUUUUAAAUUUCCAUUUAAGUAGAAGUGAAAACUUUCAGAAGCAAGCAGAAAGUCUGAGAGAGGAAGUGCAGCAUUUUCAGAAGUUGAAGGGAAAAAAUGAAGAAUUGAAAAUCAGAAUUGACAAGAUUAAGAAGGUGCCAGCCCAGUUGGAAGCAGAGAUCACCCCCCUAUCAGCGGAGGUUGCCGGCCUACAAGAAACGGUCGACCAGGACUUAAAGAAGACAGUGACCAAACUUGGAGAAGACGGUGCCAUCAAAAAGUGCGAAUUGGCAGAGAAGACUAAAUUACUGAACGAUAUGAAGGUGGACUUGGCCACAGCCAAAGAGAACCAGGCCCUGCUUCGCUCGCAGAUCGUGGAGUGUCCUGAGCAGCUGAAGGAGGAACUUCGCCGGCUCAAAGACGGUGUCUUGAAAUUGAAAAGCCAGAAGGCUGAAAAUAGUAAGAGGUUGUGUGAGCUGUCGCUGCGUGUGAAGACAAUACAAGACAUUCUCGAGUACUUGGAAGUGUGCUUGAAGAUGAUGGAGGAAUGUCAACGGUACUUUGAGGAGAAGAUAGUCGUCUUCAAACACUUGGAAAAACUGGGGGGUGAGGUGGACAUGAACGUGGAUAAAUUGAGGACCCUGACUGCGAAGGAGGACCACCUGCAACAAGCACAAGCCACGCGUCAGGACCAGCGGUCAACGAUUCAACUCAAGGCCGAGAAGCGCAAGCAAGAAAAUGAGAAGGAAUUUCUGAACUGGCUUGGGGCGAUGGAAAAGCUGGAGGAAAAACGAAAAGCAAAUAUUGAACAAGUCGAUAUUCUGCACGAUAGAAAACAUCAAUUGGAAGAACAACAAGUGAACGAAAUGCGUUUUACGCAAAAUGACAAAAGAAAGGUUAAUGAGAAGUUCAAUGGAAUGCUUCAAGCAAUGAAUGAAUUCCACGCAGAUAUCUUCACGCAACUGGAGAAGCACAAAAUGGACCAAGCUGCGAUCUGGGAAAAGAGAAACAAAUUAGUGGAGAGCUUGGAAAAAAUCCUUUCCAAAGACUGAUUUUCUGAUAUAUUGCCUGCAUAUUAAUUUAAUUGUGUACAGUUUAUUCUUGAAUGUGUUAGGUGUCUACAACUUAAAGUUUGACUUUAUUGAAGUAUUAACAAAUUCAUGUGAACAUGUGUUUUUACUUUAGUUCUUUCAUAUAUGUCCAUAAUAAAGGCUUAACUAUUCUCUUUC
Petromyzon marinus (sea lamprey) is the source of this 1811-nucleotide messenger RNA. RefSeq names its product NUF2 component of NDC80 kinetochore complex (gene NUF2). Gene Ontology annotation, biological process: attachment of mitotic spindle microtubules to kinetochore; kinetochore organization; mitotic spindle organization. Gene Ontology annotation, molecular function: protein-containing complex binding. Gene Ontology annotation, cellular component: kinetochore; Ndc80 complex. Lineage: Eukaryota; Metazoa; Chordata; Hyperoartia; Petromyzontiformes; Petromyzontidae. The record is from RefSeq and is a predicted model, not a curated record.